AUUGCGCUCACGCUGGUGGCUCAAAGGUAAGUUCCUAAAACAAGGAACGAAGGAGAAGCAGACAAAGAAAGAAAGGCGCACUGUUCACCCUCUGCUAUUGCUGCAUCCCAUGUAAUACAAAGAUGACAGAAGCAGCUAAUGGAUUGAUUCCUGAGGUUACGUCUGCCCUGGGGCUUCAUUGCAGACGCUAUAAUCACAGAGUGUGACUGAGUUGUAUGUGCCACAGACUCCCUCCUCUCCUUUUUCCUUUACAAUUUCCUCAUUCGCCCGGCUCCAUUCCCCUGGUUCACUCUCUCCCUUGGAAGAAAAGGUGAAAGUGACACCUCUUCUCUCUUGCCCUAUAUAUAUUCAACCAUUGCUGCCACCCCUUUUACUCCGACUCCCUCCCCUUCUACGCCACCACCAAAGGAAGAAAAUUACUGCGUUCUUCCUCAGGCUCUUAGCCUCUUUCCCAUCGACCGAACAAGAAGCCAGCCGAUUAUUUCAUCUGAUCUACUCUUUUCAGGCGAGGAAUUGGCGAUCCAAUGAAGUCACUGGAGAGUUCGAAGGUUGUGAGCUCCAGCGACUUUGAAGUGAAUCGGACUGGAACUGAGGUGGCAGAGAAUGCAGGCAAGAUGGUGCUCAAGAGCGAUGGUCAUGUCACCAAGGAUGGAUCUGUUGAUCUGCGCGGACGGCCGGCCAUAAGGGAACUCACCGGAGGAUGGGUGUCCGGAAUCCUGUUACUUCUGAACCAAGGACUUGUGAUGCUUGCCUUCUUCGGGGUCGGUGUGAAUCUGGUGCUGUUCCUGACAAGGGUGAUGCAGCAGGGCAACGCAGCGGCUGCCAACAGCGUGAGCAAAUGGACGGGGACGGUCUACAUAUUCUCCCUCGUCGGUGCUUUCCUCAGCGACGCCUACUGGGGGAGAUACAAAACCUGUGCAAUCUUCCAAGCCAUCUUCGUUGUGGGCCUCCUUCUCUUGUCACUGUGUUCUUCCUUGUUCUUGAUCAGGCCGUCUGGUUGUGGCAACGAAGCUCUCAAGUGCCGGCCUCACACUUCUUGGGAAAAUGGGCUGUUUUAUCUCUCCAUCUAUCUCAUCGCCCUAGGGAAUGGAGGGUACCAGCCAACAAUAGCAACAUUUGGAGCUGACCAGUUCGAUGAAGAAGACCCCAAGGAAUCACACUCUAAGUUAUCAUUCUUUAGUUACUUUUACUUCGCACUCAAUUUAGGCUCUUUCUUCUCCAAUACCAUAUUGGCCUACUUCGAGAACUCUGGAAGCUGGAGCCUCGGGUUCUGGACAUCGACCGGGUCCGCGACCUUGGCCUUGCUUCUCUUCCUUGCCGGCACGUUCAGGUACCGGCAUUUCAAGCCGUCCGGCAAUCCUCUGCCGCGUAUCCUUCAAGUGUUCACCGCCGCUGCAAGGAAAUGGCAUGUUGACGUGCCAAUGAGUGGAGAGAAACUGUAUGAGUUGGCAGGGAACGAGUCUGCCAUUUCUGGAAGCAGGAAGAUUUUGCACAGUGAUGACUUCCGUUUCUUGGAUAAGGCUGCCACAGUGACUCCCUCAGACCUCACGCUGGAGACCGGAAAGACAGAUCCAUGGAGGCUCUGCACCGUAACCCAAGUAGAGGAAGUCAAGUGUGUGAUUAAGAUGCUUCCUAUCUGGCUCUGCACCAUCCUCUACUCCGUCGUCUUCACUCAAAUGGCCUCCCUGUUCGUGGAACAAGGCGCGGCCAUGAACACCAAGAUCGCCGGUUUCCAGAUCCCUGCAGCGAGCAUGUCGGCUUUCGACAUUUUAAGCGUGUUGGUGUUCAUAUUCGUAUACCGAAAGGCGCUCACUCCACUGGCGGCGAGAUUCACCGGCAACCCCAGGGGGCUGACAGAGCUGCAGCGCAUGGGCACAGGACUGGUUAUAGGAAUGUUGGCAAUGGUGGCUGCCGGCGUGGUAGAAUUGGCAAGGUUAAGUAAGGUAAACUCGGCUUCAGCAGAGGGCUCGUCACUGAGCAUAAUGUGGCAGAUCCCUCAGUACAGUCUGAUUGGGGCAUCAGAGGUGUUUAUGUACGUUGGCCAGCUGGAGUUCUUCAAUGGGCAGGCACCGGAUGCGCUGAAGAGCUUUGGGAGUGCCCUGUGUAUGGCUUCCAUCUCCUUUGGAAACUAUGUUAGUAGUUGGCUGGUGAGCAUAGUCAUGUGGAUCACCACAAUGAAGCAUAGCCCUGGCUGGAUACCAGGGAACUUGAACCAUGGGCACAUGGAUAGGUUCUAUUUCCUUCUGGCAGGUCUCAGUGUUGUUGAUUUUGUGGUCUACUUGUUGUGUGCAAAGUGGUACAAUUAUAUGUCUUUUGGGAGCCAUAUUAUUGGUGAAGAGGACCAGGAACAAGAAUCAGAACCCAUCAGACUGCCAGAGUCAGUAUAAUGAAAGGGAGAAGGGUUGAACUUCCACUUUUCUUUGAGUGGGAUAGUCAGGCCGGCCGAUGCUUGCCAGUGAAGAGAAAGAGGACUCUUUCUCUCUCUCUCUCUGCCGCUACAUUAUUGGUUUUUAUCCAUGGUGGCUUGGUAUUAAUGUUUACUACUUUUAUGAAUGGAAGCCUUAUUCACCCUUGAGUGGGUAUUGUUGUGCUCAAUAAAAGUCAGCAUUACAACU
Molecule: messenger RNA, 2615 nt
Organism: Nymphaea colorata (pocket water lily)
Lineage: Eukaryota; Viridiplantae; Streptophyta; Magnoliopsida; Nymphaeales; Nymphaeaceae
Product: protein NRT1/ PTR FAMILY 7.3-like
Exons: 6
Coding region: 525-2387 (620 amino acids)
Biological process (GO): transmembrane transport
Cellular component (GO): membrane
Molecular function (GO): transmembrane transporter activity
Source: RefSeq, a predicted model, not a curated record